Messenger RNA from Papaver somniferum (opium poppy), 603 nucleotides. RefSeq lists its product as uncharacterized. The transcript is spliced from 2 exons. NCBI's taxonomy places the organism in Eukaryota, Viridiplantae, Streptophyta, Magnoliopsida, Ranunculales, Papaveraceae. The record is from RefSeq and is a predicted model, not a curated record. The coding region runs from base 1 to 603 and encodes 200 amino acids.
AUGGAAAUUGCUAUUAGUGAAGGCAUGCAGGUUCAAAGAAUUAGCAGCACUGAUAAAUACUUGGGCUCUCCUCUAUUCACCAACAGAAGCAAGAUUCAAGCCUUCAAACCUUGUGUGGAUAAACUGAGACAAAGGUUUGCUGGAUGGAAAACAAAUCUUUCAACAGCUGGCAAAGUUGCCUUAAUCCAAACAGUCACUUACACCUCAAGUGUGUACCAAAUAAACUGCUUCAAGAUACCCAAAGGAACCUGCAAAGAACUAAAUGCUAUCCAAAGGGAUUUCUUCUGGAACAAGGAGCAAGAUAAAUCUAAAGGAUUAUACUAUAUUGCUUGGGAUGAUGUCAACAAACCUAAGGAGCUAGGUGGCUUAGGCUUCAAAAAUAUGGAAUUCUUCAACCUUGCCAUGAUAUCCAGAAUAACAUGGAGAUUAGUGAAAGAACCAAAUUCUCUCUGGAGCAAUACUAUGAAAGCUUCUCAUUACCCCAACCAGGAGGUUAUCAGAAUUAACACUAAACCAAAGGUCAAUGCAUGGGAGCUAGAAACGUCAAAGACUACACAAAAUGACUCAGAAGCUCAGACAGAGCAAGUAGAGGAGAUCAAUUAG